Anolis sagrei ordinatus is the source of this 6513-nucleotide messenger RNA. RefSeq names its product mbt domain containing 1 (gene MBTD1). Gene Ontology annotation, cellular component: nucleus. The record is from RefSeq and is a predicted model, not a curated record. NCBI's taxonomy places the organism in Eukaryota, Metazoa, Chordata, Lepidosauria, Squamata, Anolidae. Gene Ontology annotation, biological process: negative regulation of DNA-templated transcription. Gene Ontology annotation, molecular function: zinc ion binding; chromatin binding.
UGCGGUUAUGCUAAUGUUGUUGAUAUUCUGAGGCUUGGAGAGUUGAAUGUCUUUUCUCUUCCUCUCGCUCUCCCCGUGUGGCGGCCCCCUUCUCACGGCGUGAGGGGCCCAACUUUCUUCCCCCUCCGCCCUGGCCCGGCCCCUCAGGAAGGGGAGGCGGGCAGAGUCCCGGGGGAGGGAGGCGGGAGGCGGGCGAGGGAAGGCGAGCAGGCGCCCGCCGCCGCCGCUGCUGCUGCUGCCCAUGAGGGCCUGAUGGAAAACACAAAGGACCUGACUGAACAUCCUUCACGGCCAGAAAGGAAGAGACGCGAUUCAUUCGGGAUGUUUGAUGGUUAUGAUAGCUGUAGUGAGGAUACCAGUAGUAGCUCCAGUACUGACGAGAGUGAAGAGGAAGUAACUCCUUUGCCCUCAAGUCUCCCAAUUAUCAAAAACAAUGGACAGGUCUACACGUAUCCAGAUGGCAAGUCUGGCAUGGCUACCUGUGAAAUGUGUGGAAUGGUCGGUGUCAGAGAUGCCUUUUACUCUAAAACCAAGCGUUUCUGCAGUGUUUCCUGCUCAAGAAGUUACUCAUCGAACUCUAAGAAGGCCAGCAUUCUGGCCAGACUUCAGGUAACGGGAAAACCUCCAACUAAGAAGGCUAAAGUGCUUCAGAAACAACCUUUAGUUGCUAAAUUAGCUGCAUAUGCCCAGUAUCAAGCAACGGUACAGAACCAGUCAAAGACUAAAACAGCACCUGUUCCAGUGGAUGGCUUCAGUUGGGGAAACUACAUCAAUAGCAAUAGUUUCACAGCAGCUCCUGUUAACUGUUUUAAACAUGCACCUAUGGGGACUUGCUGGGGCGACAUCUCAGAAGGUGUACGGAUAGAAGUCCUUAACACAGACUGCAGCCUACCUACCAAAGUCUUCUGGAUUGCGGGGAUUGUGAAAUUAGCAGGUUACAAUGCUUUAUUGAGAUAUGAAGGCUUUGAAAGUGACUCAAACCUUGACUUCUGGUAUAAUGUCUGUGGUGCUGAUGUCCAUCCAGUUGGCUGGUGUGCAACCAGUGGGAAACCUCUAGUGCCACCUCGAUCUAUUCAACACAAAUAUACAAACUGGAAAGCUUUCCUGGUGAAACGACUAACUGGUGCCAAAACUCUUCCUCCUGACUUUACUCAGAAGGUGUCAGAAAGCAUGCAGUAUCCCUUCAAGCCUUCUAUGAGAGUAGAGGUGGUUGAUAAAACACAUCUCUGUCGAACGCGGGUAGCAAUUGUAGACAACGUAAUUGGAGGAAGAUUAAGAUUAGUAUAUGAAGACAGUGAGGACAAAACAGAUGAUUUCUGGUGCCAUAUGUACAGCCCACUUAUCCAUCCUAUUGGCUGGUCUCGAAGUAUAGGACAUCGGUUCAAAAGAACUGAUAUUAUAAAGAAACAGGAAUCCCACUUGGAUGCACCUCCACAUUUAUUUAUCAAGGUAAAAGAAACUGAGUCAAGUGGAGAAUGGUUCAAGGAGGGAAUGAAAUUGGAAGCCAUAGAUCCAUUAAACCUUUCUGCAAUAUGUGUGGCCACAAUUAGAAAGGUGUUAGCCGAUGGCUAUCUCAUGAUUGGAAUUGAUGGUUCUGAGGCAGCAGAUGGAUCUGACUGGUUUUGCUUUCAUGCCUCCUCCCCCUCUAUAUUCCCUGUUGGUUUCUGUGAAAUUAACAUGAUAGAAUUAACUCCACCCCGAGGUUAUGCAAAACUACCUUUCAAAUGGUUUGACUACCUCAGGGAAACGGGUUCAAUAGCAGCUCCUGUGAAGCUCUUUAACAAGGACGUUCCAAACCAUGGAUUUCAUGUUGCCAUGAAACUGGAAGCUGUGGAUCUCAUGGAACCUCGUCUAGUAUGUGUGGCCACUGUAACUCGCAUUAUCCACCGUCUGUUGAGGAUACAUUUUGAUGGCUGGGAAGAUGAAUAUGAUCAGUGGGUGGAUUGUGAAUCUCCUGAUCUCUAUCCUGUAGGGUGGUGUCAACUAACUGGUUACCAACUACAGCCUCCUGCCUCACAAACAUCAAGGGAUAGCCAAUCAGGUUCAUCAAAGCAGAAGAAAAAAUCUAAAUCACAACAGUAUAAAGGACACAAGAAAAAGAGGAAGAUACCAGUUGGGAAGAAGCCUGUCAGUUUGUCCAGCGUCCCCAUGACAGGUGCGGUACGGAGGAGCUUCUCUGGUGAUGAAGAGUUGACUCCUCCUCAGUAUCGAACCCUUCCAGCACAGCCAGCCCCGGAGGCCUGCCAGCCUCCCAGGACUAGCAGAGAGUUCAGUCCCAACCUCAAAACAGUGUCUUCACUGCAGCUGAAGGAGGAGUUGCUAGAUGGAGAGGAGUACACGUUCCUCCAAGGAGCAUCUGAUCAGGAAAGCAAUGGGUCGGCCAGCCACUACAUCAAGCAAGAGCCCUAAAUGCAAAUCUGGGCAGAAUGGUACAAAAAGGAGUCUGAUUGAACUUCCCAUUCUGAUGAUAACAAUUCAAUGGCUUCUACUUAAGGGCACUUUGCUAAUUGCAGAAAAGAUUUCAAUUAAGGAUUUUUGGAGGAUGAGGAAACUAUUUUAAUGGGGAAAAGAAGAUUUUUCAAUUUAUUAAAGUUAACACUUUUGUGUUGUAUUUGAAGCUUUUCAAAGAAUUUUUGUAAUAUUUUCAAGUUCAGAUUUAUUGUGCAUUGUUUAAAAAUGAAAUUCUAAUUUUUGGUAAAAAAAAUUGAAAGCUUAAUUAUAGCAGGAUUGCAGGAAACCAUUUGAAGAAGGUGAGGUGGUAUGGUAGAAAACACAAAAGAACUGUUUGCAAACAAGUGAACCUUCUGGUACAAGCUGGAAGAUUCUGGAUUUUGAAGCUACACUAAUCGCACCCUGUCUUUUCCGGAGUUACAUCACAAGACUCAAAUUUUAGAGUGGUGAAUACAUAUCAAAAUAAAUUGAAAGAUAGAAUCUGAGAAGAAUAUCUCCAGGAAGUGGCAACAUAACUGAUGGGAGAAUGCUUAAGGUUCUGGAUAAUUCAGCUUUGUUCCCAUCCUUCUCGAGGUCAUCCCCUCAUGGACUGGAAACACAAUAGUUCUGUGUUCUUGAGAUACCUGUGCAAAAGAUCAGCAAAGAUUCAACUAGAGUUGUUAUCAGAUGACAUGAUUUUGGGACUUUUUGUCUUGUUCAAGAAAAGGAGACAGACUCAAAUGGCCCUUUUAAAAACUAAAAUGUUAGCGGACUUUACUUUCUGUCUGGUUGAAGAUGUUGCUACUGAAGAGGUAAUGGCAGAGGAGAAAGACAGAAGUCUGCUUGGGACAUAGCAUUCUUCCCUCACCCUGUUGGAGAUCUCAUCUUGUUAUGAAUUGAGCUAACUUGCCUGAAGAUGGCUUGGGAUGUGCUUUCAGCAUUAUAUUUUCUGUGAUUUGGCUGCUGGUGUUGUUGCCAAGCAAAAUGUUUUCAAAAGUUUGUAGUAACUGCUGAGACGAUGAUACUAAAUGACCUAGGAUUUUUCCAAGAGAGUUAACUCUCUGUGGCUAUUAACUGAUGGCUUCAUUCACAGAAUUUAACAUGCUGACAUUUCCACUCUGCAGUGUUGUGACAGGAUGAUGUGUGUCAAAGAAUUUUGCUUUUACCAGUAAGGUUCAUUAACUAAACUCUCAGGAAUUAACUUCUUAUGUUCUGUAACUGCUUCUGGGUCGUAGUAAGUUCUCCUUAGAGCAGUGUCAUUCAAAUGCUUGACUCUUUAAGGUAGAAGUUAGAAGAAAUUGAUCCUGUAGAUUAAUCUCUACACCCUUUAAGGCUAGGGCACUCUGACUAGCAACUUACAAAGCUCCAGAAACAAUUUUUGGCAUAUAAAGGUUUUGAAUUUUAAAAAGUGCAUAGAAAGUUUGAAAACCAGCAAUUUUGAUUCUUUUCUUAGUUAUCUUGCUCUAUUGUUGGGUAUAUACCAUUGGUGAUAUGCAAAGGUUUACCACAUUCUAUGCAAGAGGGGAUAAUGGUGUAAAAUUUUGUAGUAACUACUGGAAGUACAUUUUUUUCUGUAUAGUAUAGGAAUGUAUGAACUGUUUCUAGCCAUUUUUCAUAUAGCUGGGCCAUUUUUGACAACUGCUUCAUGUAUACAUAUUUUAAAAAACUGAGUAUCAGGUGUCAAAUACUUGUCAAUUUAGGCGACUAUUACACUUGUUUCUUAAAAGAUUGUGUUUGUGAUUCAGACGAGUGAGGAGAGGUCUGGUCUUGGCUAGGCUACCCUUUUCUCUUGGGUAGAAUGCCCUUUUCCUUCUACCAAUGCUGCAUUGCAGCUAUUUUAAAAAAAAACCUUUUUAGUUUGAAAAGCAGCUCAUAAUGUCACAAAGAGGGCUGCUCUUGAAGGAGUGCAGAAGGCGCACAUGCAGUAUACACUAAUUACAACCAAUGUUUUCAAAAAGUGUAGUCAAGGUUACCUUAAGAUCUCUUCCAUUGGACUGCCUAUCUUCUUUCUUCUGUAACAUUUUGACUUGGGGACAAUAUUUCUUGUAAGGCAGUGCUUCCCAAAACAAGGAUGACCCUUACACAAUGCCACCAUGUUUAGGGUUAGAGUGACCCAAAAGGCAAACUGAUUUUAGAAAGGGUUCUAAUUGAAACAUGCAGUUCAUUAAGAUGAGAGUAUGUUAACCUUGUCUACACAUACUAAAGAUGGUAAACUCUGUGAGGCUGUAGUGCUCAAGAGCCGGGACAUGCUACUUCUGUUUGUUACUGAGUUUAUCUUCAAACGACUUAUUUAGCAAUUGCACAAGUAUUUCUUCUGAUUUCAGUGGGGACCACCUGCAUAGCUAAUUCUUUGCAAUGUGAAAAAGAGAAAGAGCGUUACUAGUGUCCCCUUUCAUGAAAAGUAAGCCAGCAUGAAAGCUUGGACCUAGGUCGAGCGCUUUAUUCAUCAUAAAAUUCAAACUUGAGCUAGAACCAUCACAGCACACCUUUUAGGUUGAGUUGGCCCCUUUUUUCCUGACAGAAUAUUGCACCUUCAACACUUGCCUGAUGGGCAGAAAUUAAUAAGGUUCGUCUUUUCUCUUCACUGCACAUUUUAUGCCAAGAAAACUUUACCUAUUAAAUUUCUGCCAGUUGUGUGACUGUCAAAAGGCACGGGGCCUUUAUUGACAUCAAAUGUGGCAAUGCUCCUUCUACCUCUGUUGAACAUGGCAGCUCCUGGAAAAUAUAUAGCCACACUUAAUCUGUGCCACAUUCAUCCAGAACGUAAACCUCAGCCAGUCUCAAAGUAUCCUGCCAGACCGAAUAGACUUGGACUCAUGCUGCAGCAUGACCAUCUUAAUUUGUGUUAAAUUGCUAGUCCUCAGGUUUUUGAAGGUAGGUUUGCAUAUUUAUGUCAAGUUUGCAGCACUGCCAAUCUUUAUAGCUUUGUUCAUUUCCGCUCUGGGGCAGGAUAAUACAUCCUGAUAUAAGGGUGUGCGUAUGACAGAAAUUUGAAGUAUGGAAACUCACUUCUGUUCGUAAAGCGGCUUGUAAUGUAAAUGCCAUGAAGCUUUCUCAAAUGAGCCCUUGUUCUAAUUUAGUUGCCUGUCCUUUUUGUUAAUUCAGUGUUGAGACUAAGCAAUGCUUUUUUGUGGCCUCUUUAACACAGCAGAUGUGGUGGUGGUGGGCUUUCUUAGUACUGGAUCAGUUGCUUUGGUAUGCAUGCAUUUAAUUUUAAGAACAGUCUCUUUAUUUUACUGUGAACACAUUACACAGGUCAGGAGGAUAUUAGGAUAGGGAGUUGGCCAGGCGGUUGAAGCCUGUACUGAUGCUAAGGGCCAGCUAACAAGCUCAGUAUUUGGCACAAGGUGGGAUUUUGAAAAAAAAUAAGGCACCACACACAAGGCGAGUUACAUUGUAAGUGCUCCUUCCUUCUACAGCUCAAAUUUUUAUGGCUGACAUUUAUCCAUGUUUUGCAUUUUCUUGCUGAAUCUGAGGAAAGCAAGAGCAGUUAUCAAGUUCUUGUUCUAUUGAUGCUAACACGGGUUUCAGUGUUUGUUUGUUUUUAUUGUUGUCAUUUUUAUGUGAUGUGAACACCUUCUCCCAUCAAUAUUUGUAUUAUUGGUGCUAAUAUAUUUGGAAACAAUCCUUUAUUGGAAAGGGAUUAAAACUGUGAUUAAAUUGAUUUGUUCUUUUUAAUUUUCAUAUUUAAGUAAGGUCUCAGCCAUUUAUAAAAAAAAGAAAAAAGCAUCAACUUCUGCUUGGGAAAACUCUUUCAGGGCAGAAGUUUUUAAAAAAAUGAUUAGGGUUUUUACAUCAUUUCUGUAUGUAUUUGAUAUAUAGAUCAAUAUCUGUAUAAAUUUAAUCUUUUAUUUUCCUGGUAAUGUGUGGUCAAAUGGGAGCAUUUUAAAGCCUCUAAUGAAAUGUAAAUAACUCAGUGAAAAAUGCUUUUGAAAAAAAAUUAAUGUUACUUUCAUUUUUACCAGACUGCAGAUUUUCAAGCAUGGAUGUGGGGAAAACAUUAAAGAUAUAACUUUGUGUACAAGAUGAAAAUAAUUCACUAAAUUUGCCUUUUUUACACAGAAUAAAAUGUUAAAAGUAAAA